This is a messenger RNA of Lolium perenne, 1005 nucleotides long. RefSeq lists its product as uncharacterized. The record is from RefSeq and is a predicted model, not a curated record. NCBI's taxonomy places the organism in Eukaryota, Viridiplantae, Streptophyta, Magnoliopsida, Poales, Poaceae.
CCCUCCCCCUCCCACUCCAACCAUCUCCCCUGACUGACUGCUUCGCCUCUCCCUUCCCCUCCAAGCAGCUGCCUGCUGCUAGCUAGCUAGCUCCUCCUCCCGCCGCCGUCGCCAGACAGCCAGCCGCCACUCCUUCCCUAUAAAUCCUCCUCUUCGCCGUACUCCUCCUCAGACCGAAAACCUCUGCCACCACUCCUCAUCACGCUUGCGCUUAAGCAUCUUGUUCUAGCUUCUUGCUUCAACCGAGACAAAGAGAGCCGCGCAGAAGGCAGCAAGCCGGCCAAGAAUCUACCUGCGGCCAUGUCCGCGCAAGUGGCGGCACCGUCAGCAGCGUCUGCUGCGGAGAAGGCUACGAUGGCGGCGACGGCGGCGUGGCCAUACGUGGAGUACAUGGCGCGGUGGGAGCGGCAGGUGGAGCGGCGGCAGCUAUUCCUCCGGAGCUACCACUUCUCCCGCGACGCCGACCACCACCUCUCACCACGCGCGCGCACGCGCCGCGUCGUCUGGGCCGGGGCGCGCCGCCUGCGCCGAGCCGCCGCCACUGGGCUCCGCCGCCUCCGCGCGCGCCUGCGCCUCUGCUUCGGCUGGGCCGCGCCCGCGCUCCGCCGCCGCUCCUCCCCCCGGCGUGCCGGCAACGGGUUCCGCUACGGCCGCCUCAACCGCCCCACCGCCGGGAAGGCGGCGCCGGCCUCGGCCGCCGCGUCCGUCUGCUUCUGGUAGCCGGCCCGCGACGCGAGCGGCAUCGUGCAAGGAAAGCUACAAAUCCAACGGCGGCCAACGCAGUAGCACUUGUUGGCUUCCGAGUUAAGCUUAACUACAUAGGUACAAGUAAAAAAAUUAGCCGGUGAAUGCUAGCAGUCACUUCUUCUGCUCACUGCUUGAUUAGAGAGGAUUAUUACUCAAACAGGGCGCCUGUAUGCUCAAGAGGAUUGAUUGUAUCCUCUACAUGUUUUUUCGUUCUUUUUGAUGUUUGAUUUGGAUGGAUGAAGUGUGUAGUUUGCUCAA